UGGUCGAGACAGUGAACAACCUCCUUCAGCCGCAAGCCUUGAAUGCGUGGAGAGACCUGACUACAAGUGAUCAGCUCCGUGCAGCCACCAUGUUGCUUGACACUGUGGAGGAGAGUGCUUUCGUGCUGGCUGAUAACCUUUUGAAGACUGACAUUGUCAGGGAGAACACAGACAAUAUCCAAUUGGAAGUUGCAAGGCUGAGCACAGAAGGAAACUUAGAAGACUUAAAAUUUCCAGAAAUCAUGAGUCAUGGAAGCACCAUCCAGCUUUCUGCAAAUACUUUAAAACAAAAUGGCCGAAAUGGAGAGAUCAGAGUGGCCUUUGUCCUGUAUAACAACUUGGGUCCUUAUUUGUCCACGGAGAAUGCCAGCAUGAAGUUGGGAACAGAGGCUAUGUCCACCAAUCAUUCCGUUAUUGUCAAUUCCCCUGUUAUUACAGCAGCAAUAAACAAAGAGUUUAGUAAUAAGGUGUACUUGGCUGAUCCUGUGGUGUUCACGGUUAAACACAUUAAGCAAUCCGAGGAAAAUUUCAACCCCAACUGUUCAUUUUGGAGCUAUUCUAAGCGCACAAUGACAGGUUAUUGGUCAACUCAAGGCUGUCGGCUCCUGACAACAAAUAAGACGCAUACUACAUGCUCUUGUAACCACCUAACCAAUUUUGCAGUACUCAUGGCACAUGUGGAAGUUAAGCACAGUGAUGCGGUCCAUGAUCUCCUUCUGGAUGUGAUCACGUGGGUUGGAAUUUUGCUGUCCCUGGUUUGUCUCCUGAUUUGCAUCUUCACAUUUUGCUUUUUCCGCGGACUCCAGAGUGACCGUAACACCAUCCACAAGAACCUAUGCAUCAGCCUCUUUGUAGCAGAACUACUCUUCCUGAUUGGGAUAAACCGAACUGACCAACCAAUUGCCUGUGCAGUUUUUGCCGCACUCUUACAUUUCUUCUUCUUGGCUGCCUUCACCUGGAUGUUCCUGGAGGGCGUGCAGCUCUAUAUCAUGCUGGUGGAGGUUUUUGAGAGCGAACAUUCACGUAGGAAAUACUUUUACCUGGUCGGCUAUGGCAUGCCUGCGCUCAUUGUGGCCGUGUCAGCUGCAGUAGACUACAGGAGUUAUGGAACAGAUAAAGUAUGUUGGCUCCGACUUGACACCUACUUCAUUUGGAGUUUUAUAGGACCAGCGACCUUGAUAAUUAUGCUUAAUGUAAUCUUCCUUGGGAUUGCUUUAUAUAAAAUGUUUCAUCAUACUGCCAUUCUGAAACCUGAAUCGGGCUGUCUUGAUAACAUCAAGUCAUGGGUUAUAGGUGCAAUAGCUCUUCUCUGCCUCUUAGGAUUGACCUGGGCCUUUGGACUCAUGUAUAUUAAUGAAAGCACAGUCAUCAUGGCAUAUCUCUUCACCAUUUUCAAUUCUCUACAGGGAAUGUUUAUAUUCAUUUUCCAUUGUGUCCUGCAAAAGAAGGUACGAAAAGAGUACGGGAAAUGCCUGCGAACACAUUGUUGUAGUGGCAAAAGUACAGAGAGUUCCAUUGGCUCAGGGAAAACAUCUGGUUCUCGAACUCCUGGACGCUACUCUACAGGCUCACAGAGCCGAAUUCGUAGAAUGUGGAAUGACACGGUACGAAAGCAGUCAGAGUCUUCCUUCAUUACUGGAGAUAUAAACAGUUCAGCAUCACUCAACAGAGAGGGGCUUCUGAACAAUGCCAGGGAUACAAGUGUCAUGGAUACUCUACCACUGAAUGGUAACCAUGGCAAUAGCUACAGCAUUGCCAGUGGAGAAUAUCUGAGCAACUGUGUGCAAAUUAUAGACCGUGGCUAUAACCAUAAUGAGACCGCCUUGGAGAAAAAGAUUCUGAAGGAACUCACUUCCAACUAUAUACCUUCCUACCUGAACAACCACGAACGCUCCAGCGAACAGAACAGGAAUCUGAUGAACAAGCUGGUGAACAACCUUGGCAGUGGGAGUGAAGAUGACGCCAUUGUCCUGGAUGACGCCACCUCCUUUAACCACGAGGAGAGUUUGGGCCUGGAACUCAUUCAUGAGGAAUCUGAUGCUCCUUUGCUGCCCCCAAGAGUUUACUCCACAGACAACCACCAGCCCCACCAUUACACCCGAAGGCGGAUCCCCCAAGACCACAGUGAGAGCUUUUUCCCUUUGCUAACCAACGAGCACACAGAAGAUCUUCAGUCACCCCAUAGGGACUCUCUCUACACCAGCAUGCCAGCCCUGGCUGGUGUGCCUGCCGCAGAGAGUGUUACCACCAGCACCCAGACCGAACCCCCACCGGCCAAAGGUGGUGAUGCGGAAGAUGUUUACUACAAAAGCAUGCCAAACCUAGGCGUCAGAAACCACGUCCAUCAGCUGCACACCUACUACCAGCUAGGUCGUGGUAGCAGCGAUGGAUUUAUAGUUCCUCCAAACAAAGAAGGGACCCCUCCGGAGGGAAAUGCAAAAGGACCUGCUCAUUUGGUCACUAGUCUAUAGAAGAUGACAGAAAAAUGGAAACCAACAAAACUGCUAACACCUGGUUGACUGUUCUGAGUUGCUAUAAGCAGUGGUAAUAAUGUGUGUACUCCUAAAUCUUUAUGCUGUUCUUGAACGACAAACACAAACUCACAGACUUUUUUUUUUUUUUAAACUGGGAUUUUUAGGUCAGCCCAGGGGAGAAAGAUAACUGCUGAAAUUCCCCUGUGUCUUAUCUUUUCCUGUCCUUUCCCCCCUCAGAUGGAGACUUCAUUAUGUUAAUGAACGAGAUAUGAAGAAAAUGGCACUCAUUGUGGCCUUGUUGAAUUAUGUUGUGUUUGUUCUAACAUCUUUGAUGCUUUGUUACUAUAAUUACAAGGACCUGAUUUUGAAAAGGCCAGAACAGUUUGACAGUAACAAUGCUGCAUCUAGAUUGGAGUGCUGCACAAACAAACAUAAAAGCAAAGCAAAACUGUAUCACAUAGUGGUUUUUAGUCACUCACAACCUGAAUUCACCACAGCGGGAAUAGUUGUGGUAUACAAAAUAAAACAACAGAAUUAACGAAAUGGAGGGGAAUUCUAGAAUUAUAUGCUAAAUGCAUAUUUUAUGAGUUGCUGUAUUAACUGAUGAUUAAACUAAUGGCAGAAAAAAAACUGAACAAUUUCUAUGUAAUGUACAGAUACUAGCAUUGCACAUAUAGUCUGCUUUCUGUUCCUCAGAAUUUGAGUCCUGUUAAUGUAGUGGAAAAAAAAAAAGAGAAAUUUUCUUUUUUCUUUUGUGCUGGUCUUGCAAGUUUGUCUACUAGUAAGAGCGAAGCUUCCUUCCUUUCUCCUGUGUUUCCUUUCUUUCUUCAUUUUCUUUUAUCUUCCUUUUUCUCUUCUCUCUCUCUCCCU
Hipposideros armiger (great roundleaf bat) is the source of this 3344-nucleotide messenger RNA. It is a transcript of the gene ADGRL3, whose product is annotated as adhesion G protein-coupled receptor L3. The transcript has 12 exons. Gene Ontology annotation, biological process: cell surface receptor signaling pathway; adenylate cyclase-activating G protein-coupled receptor signaling pathway. Gene Ontology annotation, molecular function: G protein-coupled receptor activity. NCBI's taxonomy places the organism in Eukaryota, Metazoa, Chordata, Mammalia, Chiroptera, Hipposideridae. The coding region runs from base 90 to 2471 and encodes 793 amino acids. Gene Ontology annotation, cellular component: plasma membrane. The record is from RefSeq and is a predicted model, not a curated record.